UCUUUCAAGGAUUUUUGACUGAUUGUACUGAAAAUUCGGAGACAUGAGUAUCGAUGACUUUCUUUUCGACAUUACUCACCAUUUCUUCAAAAAGUUGUAUCAUAUCGUCGAAUUUUCAGUGCAAUCUAUAUAGCUCGCCGCUCGAUAUCAUUUUGCUCAAAAUACUUGUUCCAUAAAGUCUUAUUGCAUUUCAACGUACUUAUCAGCUGAUAAGAACUAAUCAGAGGAACAAAAUACUUCGAAGAAGGUAAUUACUCUGUCGAGAUAAGGAAACUCAUCGAAAUUCAACUUAAAAUUUGAGGUGUCAAAUAAUUUAUCGAUCGAUCGAUUUAUUUAAUCAAAAUAACUAAUUCGAAACAAAUAAAAAAAUGAACUUCGUUCUAACAAUUUUAAUUGUGCUGUGUUCCUGUUACUUACAUUCCAUUCUCGGCCAACAAUCAAACUUAGUUUGUACCCAAGAAUUUUGUAAACAUUACAAAGAAAUGACGGGCUGUCCAAAUUUACCAGUGGGAUGCGUGGUACAAAAUGCAACUCACAGUGGUAACAUAUUACCUUCGGCCACACCGUGCAGCUGUUGUGAAGUCUGUUUGGAGCAUAUACAGGAAGGAGAAUAUUGUACUAUCGGCUCACCGGGCUCACCUGUCCCAUCAACAAUAUGUGGACCUGGACUAAAAUGUGCUACAGUUAGUAAUGACGAUCAUCCGAGAUGCAUGAAAAUGGAUGAUACAGAGUGCUUUAAGCAACAGAUUGAAUUUGAUAUAGCCAAGAAGAAUGGAACUAUCGGAAAAUGGAUGCAAAGACCAAUGUGUGAUGACGAGGGUUUCUUCAAACCUGUGAAAUGUAUUCCCGAUGAAAUAUGCUACUGUUUGGAUAAAAACGGAAAUCGAAUAUUUGGUGAAGAUGUUUAUUCAGAGACAGCUGAUUUCACAAUGAACUGUGAAUGCUCCAGGCUGGCCUCAACUUUCAAGAACUUAAUGCCCUCUAAAUAUCCACAACCAACAGCUAGAUGCUUAGACGAUGGAUCAUUCGAUCCCAUUCAAUGUUUCGGGAAUAAAUGUGUCUGUAUAAAUAGUAUGUACGGUGGUACGACCUCUGACAAAAUGUACGACAAUGACAAAUUAAAUCAAAUGCCUUGUUAUAAUCGUAAGAUUCACAGAAGCAAUACGGUCUACGAACAUGACUGUGAGAAAAUUGUUGCGGAUAAAUUGUCAGAGAAGUAUCGUUUGGAAAGUGAAGGCUCCGUUGUAAUGGAUUUUAAAAUAGACUUAUGUGAACUCAAUGGGUGGUACAAGCGGGUUCACGAGGACAAAUAUUCCAAAAGCUGCGUCAAUAAAUAUGGAAUCCAAAUCGGUAACUACAGUCUGCCGAAAGACGAUCCAGAAGCGAAAUAUAUGAAUUGUCAAUGUGCACGCGCCAAUCUUCUCACUAACAACACGAAUAUCGAAUGCUGUCGCAACGGAAAUUAUCCGAAGUUUACUUGCAAGAACAAUGAAUGCUAUUGCCUUGAUGAAAAUGGCAAUCAAGUGACGGCUGAAGUUCAAGUGGAUGAAAUUUUCACAUUAAGAUGUUAUAAUGAUGGCUUUUUCUGUUGAUUGAGACACAUUUAAAUAUCCCAUUACUCUUAUACGUAAAAUAAAUUGAUGCAAAGCUCGAU
Messenger RNA from Bradysia coprophila, 1654 nucleotides. RefSeq lists its product as uncharacterized. The record is from RefSeq and is a predicted model, not a curated record. Lineage: Eukaryota; Metazoa; Arthropoda; Insecta; Diptera; Sciaridae.